This is a messenger RNA of Cryphonectria parasitica EP155, 1926 nucleotides long. RefSeq names its product family 90 glycosyltransferase. Lineage: Eukaryota; Fungi; Ascomycota; Sordariomycetes; Diaporthales; Cryphonectriaceae. The coding region runs from base 1 to 1926 and encodes 641 amino acids. The record is from RefSeq and is a predicted model, not a curated record. The transcript has 3 exons.
AUGCGCUGGGGAAGCGUGAUUCCGCACAAGAUGCGCUCGCCAGCGUUCCCUCCACGGCGACCCUCAGCCAUCCUGCGCUAUCUAAUACCUGCCUUCUUGAUCAUCACCCUCUUCUACUACCUCAAACCUGCCCGCGAACCCCCGACUCCAGCACCAGGUGUCGACCUCGCCCGCCCUGCCCCACAGGCCAGCAGGCCCGAGCACGACGAGAAUGGCCAACUUAAGCAGCAGAGCAAAAACAACCACCCCAUCGACCGCCUCAUCGAGAACGCGCAGAAGGAAUUCCAAGACACCCUCGCCGGGGAGUCCCACUCGCUCGCCGAGGCCGCCGCCGCCUACCGCAAGAAGAGGGGCCGCCACCCCCCGCCAGGUUUCGACCAGUGGUACAAAUAUGCACAGGAGCGCAAUGCCGUCAUGGUCGAGUCCUUCUGGGACCAAAUUUACCACGACCUGGAGCCCUUCUGGGCGCUCCCGGCCGGCGAGAUCCGCAAGGGCGCUUGGGACUACGAGAUGACCAUCAAUGUGCGGUCGGGCGUGGCCAGCGCGGGGAGCGACUGGUUUUGGACGCAGAUCUGGCUGAGCCUGGUCCAGACGAUCCAGCACCUGCUGCCCGACAUGGACAUUGCGCUCAAUGCCAUGGACGAGCCGAGGCUGGUGGUGCCCUGGGAGAAGAUGAACGAGUACAUGAACAAGGCGGCCGCCGCAAGGGGUAUGGUCCCGGCCAAGGACGCCAUCAACAACUUCGAAGUGUUGGCUCCGCCGGGCCAGGGCCGUGAGCGUGACGUGGAGCUGCCGGAAAAGAACUGGGAGGGAACAAAACCAUACUGGGGGGUAGCGCAGCGAGGAUGCGCCCCUGAAAGCCCUACGCGGAACGCAGAGAACAUGACCGAUUUUGACCACCCACCGACCUUUACGCACUCAUUCGCCGAGCCUCACAUGUACAAGGGCUUCGUUUCCAACUACACCAUGUCGACCAGCAUCUGCCACCAACCCGACCUGCAGGGCCUGAACGGCAUGUUCAUCGAGCCGCUCACGGUGUCGGCCACCAGGACGCUCUUCCCCAUGUUCGGCGGGUCGAAGCUGUCUGUCAACAACGAGAUCCUCCUGCCGGCGCCCAUGUACUGGAACGAGGAGGAGAGGUUCACGGCGGGCGGCGAUACGGGCGUGGACUGGCCGCUUAAAAAGGACGGGGUGGUCUGGCGCGGAGUCGCGACGGGAGGCAAGAACCGGCCCAACAACUGGAAGGCGUUCCAGCGGCACCGGUUCGUAGCCAUGAACAAUGCGACCAAGAUCGAGCGCGCCGAGGACUGGACAGAGAAGCCCGUCAACUUCGAGCUUCCCUCACCGACAUACGGGCUGGCGGCGCAGCGGCCCGUAUCGGCGGACAGCCCCAAGACGAAGCUGGGCGAGUGGGUGGGCAACUGGUCGGACGUGGCGUUUGUGGACCUCAUGUGCGAGCAGGAGGAGGCGGGCGGGCAGUGCCACUACACAUCGCCGCACUUCAACGUGCAGGAGGGCAUCCGGCUGGCGGAGCAGUUCGACUGGAAGUACCUCCCCGACAUCGACGGCAACUCGUUCUCUGGCCGGUACCUUGGGUUCCUGCGGUCGACGAGCCUGCCGAUCAAGGCGACGGUAUACCGCGAGUGGCACGACUCGCGGCUGGUGGCGUGGAAGCACUUUGUGCCCAUGGACAACCGGUACAGCGACUGGUUCGGCAUCAUGGAGUACUUUCUAGGCUACGGCGCCGAGAGGCCCGCGCACGACGCGGCAGCCGAGAAGAUUGCGAGCGACGGGAAGGCGUGGGCUGAGAAAGUCUUACGACGCGAGGACAUGCAGAUCUAUGUCCUGCGGCUGCUGCUCGAGUACGCACGAGUGAGCGACGAGAGGAGGGAGAAGAUGGGAUGGGUGGGCGACCUGACUGCAUAA